AUGCGGCAGCUCCUGCCUGCGGCCGGUUUCUGCCGAGUGAAGUCCCACCCGGUCCCGGAGUCCUCGGCCUUCCCUUUCCCCAGGGCUCGCCUGGAGCUCUGUGGCUGGCACCAGGUCCCCUCCCGCUCGCCGCGCCUGCCCGGACCUGCCCCAGCCCGGCAGCGCCUUAGUCAUUCGGUUCUCGCCCCUCCGGGGCGCGGGGGCGCGCUGCUGGCUUUCGCGGCAUUUGUCUUGGUACGACCCGGCCCCUGCGCCCUGAACCCCUGCCACAACAAUGCCGAAUGCCAGGUGCUAGAAAACCGAGGGGACGUCUUCGCCCAGUACAUCUGCAAGUGCCCUCGUGGCUACACGGGCGCCCACUGUGAGACCAUCUGCGCCAUGCCGCUGGGCAUGGAGUCGGGCGCCAUCAGCGACGCGCAGAUCUCUGCCUCGUCCAUGCACCUGGGCUUCAUGGGCCUGCAGCGCUGGGCCCCGGAGCUGGCCCGCCUGCACCGCACGGGCAUCGUCAACGCCUGGACGUCCAGCAACUACGACAGGAACCCCUGGAUCCAGGUCAACCUGUUGCGGAAGUUCCGGGUGACUGGCGUGGUGACGCAGGGCGCCAGUCGCGCGGGCAGCGCCGAGUACCUCAAGUCCUUCAAGGUGGCCUACAGCGUCAGUGGCCACAAGUUCCAGUUCAUCAAGACCGGAGAGGGGCUGACAGACAAGGUGAACGUGGGGCCCAAGAAGGGCGGGGCCGGCAUCCCCUGGCUCCGGUGCCAGGCCCCGGGGGGCUGCGCCGAGCCCCUGGGCAUGCGGGACAACGUCAUCCCCGACAAGCGGAUCACGGCCUCCAGCACCUACAAGACGUGGGGCCUGAGCGCCUUCAGCUGGCACCCGUUCUACGCGCGGCUGGACAGGCAGGGCAAGUUCAACGCCUGGACCGCCCAGAGCAACUCCGCGUCCGAGUGGCUGCAGAUCCUGCCGUCCCCUCAGUACAGGCCACCGUCCGGGGGCCACCCACUGGCCCGCAAGGCCGCUGCUGGCAAUGACCGCGCUGUCAGCACCCUCCUGGCCGGCCCGUCCCCCAGCCCUGGCCGCUGGCCCUCAGGGAGGGGCCGGGUUCAGCGCCCACCGGGGCACCAUCUGCCCAAGCCGGCUGAGAGGCGCCUGCAGGGCCGGUCUGGGGAGCCCCCACCUGCCUCAAAUUCCUGCCCCGGCUUGCGGAGCCCCGCGGCGGCCACUGCUGCCCUCUGCUGGUGCUGGGGGGCUGAUGCUGGUGGGGGCCCCCGUGCCCUCAGGUCCCAUAUGGCCAAGGCUGGGGUGCCCGGGCGGCCAGUGGUGGGAGCCGUCAGAGAGCGGCCGGAGCAGGACGCCCCGGUGCCGCCCAGUGUGAUGCUGAUCCUUCGGGGGCCACCAGGCCGCCAGUGGGGCGCCUCCCAGAGACCCCGCAGGUCUCCACCGCUGGAGGGUGCUGAGCUGGAGCUGGGCUGA
This is a messenger RNA of Condylura cristata (star-nosed mole), 1473 nucleotides long. RefSeq names its product milk fat globule-EGF factor 8 protein (gene MFGE8). Bases 1 to 1473 code for a protein of 490 amino acids. NCBI's taxonomy places the organism in Eukaryota, Metazoa, Chordata, Mammalia, Eulipotyphla, Talpidae. The record is from RefSeq and is a predicted model, not a curated record. The transcript has 7 exons.